Synchiropus splendidus (mandarinfish) is the source of this 4153-nucleotide messenger RNA. Its product is annotated as G protein-activated inward rectifier potassium channel 1-like. Gene Ontology annotation, molecular function: G-protein activated inward rectifier potassium channel activity. Bases 333 to 1886 code for a protein of 517 amino acids. Gene Ontology annotation, cellular component: plasma membrane. NCBI's taxonomy places the organism in Eukaryota, Metazoa, Chordata, Actinopteri, Syngnathiformes, Callionymidae. The record is from RefSeq and is a predicted model, not a curated record. Gene Ontology annotation, biological process: potassium ion import across plasma membrane; regulation of monoatomic ion transmembrane transport. The transcript is spliced from 3 exons.
GCAUCCUCGCGGAUGAGUCCAACUGACGGUUGACUCGUCGGAGGAAAGGCACCACUGUGCUGAUUUUGGACUUUUUUUUCCACAGCGGGGGACACCCUUGGGAGAAAGUUGCCAUUUGUCACACUCUCUCCCGUGUGAAGGCUCGGGAUCAUUGCGCAGAAUCCGUGCUCACCGAGGCGCGGAGCCUCCACGGGUGGAGUGGCUCUCCUCCUCAGCUCACCACGAUGCGAGUGGCGCGCUGAUGUGUUCGUGGAUUUCAGGCUCAAACUUGCGUAAAGACUCUCAUUUGGCACAAGUUCUCCCAGACCGUCCCGGGCGGGAAACCGAACAGCAUGUCUGCCAUUCGGAGGAAAUUUGGCGAGGACUAUCAGGUGGUCAACACCAGCCGGAGCAUGACUUUCUCCGCGCCGGUGAAGCGCAAGCGGCAGCGCUUCGUGGAGAAGAACGGCCGCUGCAACGUCCAGCACGGUAACCUCGGCGGGGAGACCAGCAGGUACAUCUCUGACCUCUUCACCACCCUGGUGGACCUCAAGUGGCGCUGGAACCUGCUCAUCUUCAUCCUCACCUACACGGUCGCGUGGCUGGUCAUGGCUUCCAUGUGGUGGGUGAUCGCCUUCAUCCGCGGCGACCUGAGCCACGGCGGCCACAACGAGUCCUACAUUCCGUGCGUGGCCAACGUCUACAACUUUCCCUCCGCCUUCCUCUUCUUCAUUGAGACGGAGGCGACCAUCGGCUACGGCCACCGCUACAUCACGGAGAAGUGCCCGGAGGGCAUCAUCCUGUUCCUCUUCCAGUCGCUGCUGGGCUCCAUCGUGGACGCCUUCCUGAUCGGGUGCAUGUUCAUCAAGAUGUCGCAGCCCAAGAAGCGCGCCGAGACGCUCAUGUUCAGCCAGGACGCGGUCAUCUCGCAGCGGGACGGCAAGUUGUGCCUCAUGUUCCGAGUGGGAAACCUGCGCAACAGCCACAUGGUGUCGGCGCAGAUCAGGUGCAAACUCAUCAAGUCGCGGCAGACCCCAGAGGGCGAGUUCCUCCCCCUGGACCAGUGUGAGCUGGACGUCGGCUUUGGGACUGGGGCCGACCAGCUCUUCUUGGUGUCACCGCUCACCAUCUGCCACGAGAUCAACACCAAGAGCCCCUUCUUCGAUUUGUCGCAGCGCUCACUGAUGAAUGAGCAGUUUGAGAUUGUCGUCAUUUUGGAAGGCAUCGUCGAGACCACCGGAAUGACAUGCCAGGCUCGGACUUCGUACACCGAAGAUGAAGUGCUGUGGGGCCAUCGCUUCCUCCCUGUCAUGUCCCUUGAAGAAGGCUUCUUCAGAGUCGACUACUCGCAGUUCCACAACACCUUCGAGGUCCCGACGCCUCCCUACAGCGUCAAAGAGCAGGAGGAGAAGUCGCCGCUGACUUCCCCCAACCCACUCCCAGUCACACAGACUCCCUCAUCUCCUCCGCUGGGAAACGCUGCCCGAGGAUCCCGCAGGGAACGACUCCUCUCAGCUGACUACGCGGACCACAUUGAAGAUCAAACAUCCCGGCUUCCUUCUAAACUUCAGCGCAUGAGCUCCACCAAAGAGGAGCACCUGUGGCGGGCGCUCAAGAGCGGGCCGGCUUUGCCUGGGGGGAAAGCAUCGAGCACCGGUGACCUGCCGCUCAGCAUUCAGCGGCUGAGGUCCAGCUCAAUUCCUGCCGCCAGACACGGACACCCAGAGGAGCAGGUCCAGCUGCUGUCACUUGAAGUAGAUGCGGAGGACGUAGACAUGGAGAAGCACAGGCUUCCAGCGGCCGUUAGCAGCCUAACUGCUCCGACCCCAGCUCAGAUCCCAUUUGCAGGGGGUCGGCCAGAGGACAACCUGCCCCCCAAACUGCGCAGAAUGAAUGCAGACCGCUGAUGUUUGCAGAGACAAUUAUGACUUGAACCAUUUGAAAAAAAAUGAAUCAGGCUUGGUGGGCAUUGCAUAAAACUAGAACUACUGUGAUUUUGAAGAUUUCCUGCUGAUUUUGUGCAGGAUUUUACAUCUGCAGGCUUUAUACUCAGCGGUCCAUUGCCCCAAUUCCGAGGAGAACAUGAUAAGCCAUCCAUCCGCUUCUACUGUGAGCCAGUUGGAAAGAUCACCAUUGGUGCCACUUACUUUCACUCACUUUUCAUGAAGUUGCCAAUUUAGCUUUCAUGUAUAGCUGAGCUAUAGCUAUAUAAAUAUUUAUAUUCCACAGCCAACCACACAAGACCAUCAACGAUUUUGGGCAGUAUGAUGACUUUCUUCGGUUAUUAUCUCAAAGGUUCCAUCUCCUGUGAUGUGGUGGGAAAAUCGUCCCUCAUACUUGACAUAAAACAUGUCCAGUCAUAUGACUUUCUAUCUUACUCAUUUCAGCACUGUAAGUUCACAGAACUUUGUCUCAACCGAUGAGGAAGAAGGGAAGAGACCCUCCCCACGUCCCUCCCUCGCUGUGCCACUUCCCACCUCUGCCCUCAGUACUCAAUCUGGCCAGCAGGGGCAGUUCGCUCAGAAGUGUUGUUCGUGAGCGACUCACUCAAAGAAAGAAGCUGGCAUCUCACCAGACUUGGCAAUGUUUUGCUAAAUCUGGCAGCUUUCCAAAUCCUCGCGGCAACUUUUAUUGUGAAAAGCAACUCGUGACAAAUUGAACAACUUUUUUUGUGGGCCAGGUUUCCGUAAAAAAGCACUUAUUACGGCCAUCGUCAGCCUCCCCCCUGAUCCAAAGCGCUAACAGGCGGUCAGACUCACUCGCUGAAGUAUCACAGAGUCAAAGACUGCAACAGGCUGUGGAUGAGUAGCGCAUGUGCAAAGCCAUUUAUGCAAAUUAUUAAGCGUCUUUUUGUGACUUUUAGGACAACCAAUAGCGACAUUCGACACAUCUGGAGUGGCAAUGUGUUGGCAUUAUAUUUACUCACUGUUUCUGCUGGUAAAGUCGUCUCCUGCCUCCUGAGUAGAGUUGCCUUGGGCAGAAUGUCACACACCUGUUGUGAGGUGGCGAAAUCUGGAAUAAAGGCCACGGCUCCAGGCUGGGGCAAAAGUUCACAUCUCAAUUUCAGCUUCAAUUUCUGCACUAUAAUAUAUAUAUAUAGCCACUCUCCCACUUAGCUAAAAACACUGAUCAGCAAUGACUGAAAUCAUUGAGUUGUGAUUAUAUUUGGUGGAGAGGAACAUAGUGUGGUGGACAAUAAGAAGCGUUUAUGAUGAACCUGAACGGGAACUAUUUGCAGAAACAGACAGAAUGUGCAACGUGGACAUGAAUGAAUGAAUGUUACUUUUAUUAUAUGUUCUCAGUAAAACCUCGUCUGUUGUCUAUACUCUGUUUUUGAAGGGCACGAUGCUGUGCAGAAACAGGCCAUGCUAGCUCACACACACUUUGACGUAUCACACACCAAGUCAUUGCUCUGGUCAUUUGUCUUGUUCUGAAUGGAAGACCGUCAAUUGAACGAUUCCACAUUCAAACUCAAGCAAAUACUGAUGUGAAUGAUGAUGACCAGGUCAGAGGGCAUUUGGAAUCGACGGAGGUGUUGAGCCACUGGUGGUUAUGGACCUUUAACUAGUAACAUUAGUCAGUCAAGUUUAUAACAAGCCAAACUUUUUAUAUAGGGUCAGAACUAAAUAACACAUCACCUCUUCCACCCCUCAGUACUGCGCAACCCUGUCAUUUUGGUACAGAAGUAGAAGCUGCAAGCGUCCAGGAAGCACUGACUGCAUAUUCACAUGCAAUGUUGAAUUUUAAACAAAAAGAAUGACAAUGUUUCUGCAUGAAAACGCGAUGAACAGACUCUACAGGGCCCAGUUGUACACCAAAAUUGUGGCUGGAGAAUAAAAUGCCAACCUUUAUAGUUUUCUCAUUCUUUAAAUCCCUCCAGUCAAUCCACUGUUUUAUAGAACAAGCAGAAAGACUACUGCAAAUAAACAAUAGAGGGCAAUAUUCAUGGCGUCUACCACAGCGUACCCAUGCCAGCUGUCAUCUCUACCACUGUGCACUCUUUGGUACUCUAGGUUGGGUGUUUGCAUUGGCCCGUUAUAACUGUGUCAUGUAUAUAUUAAAUCGCUAUUUGAGUUUAUUUUCUUAGAUCACACACUUAUUUAUUCAAUUGUCAAGAGAAUAUUUACUCACUUCAGGGUACAUGUAUUAAUGCAAGUCGAACUUCAUGUUGUCA